AUGCUUCCUUGGGAUAGUGCCAGGCAAGAUAUCGACGAUCUUACAAAGUACUUUUCCUACGACGAAAGAUUCGAUUUCAUAGGUUUCAUCGCCCACGGAAGUUAUGGCUCUGCGAGUCGCGUCCGAUACCAGAACCCGGCCACGGGAGUCUGGAACGACUUUGUGGUGAAGAGGGCGUUUCAAUCAGAGGCUGCGGAGGAGGCUAUGAGAAAGGAAAGGGAGUACCUUAGGAGACUUCGCGGUGCUUUACAUAUUGUCCAGAUCCUGGAGGUUGAAAAUAAUCCUCUAGACGAAAACGCCGUCCAGGGAGAGUGGAUUACAAUGGAAUGGCUGCCUGGUGGCUCAAUGGCGGAUUUUAUCGUUAAGGCGAGAAAGAAAGUAGAUCGGUUGCCGAAUCGGUUGCUUUGGAGGUUCUUCUUAUGCCUCAUAAGAGCUUGUAUAGCAAUGGCGGACCCUCCAAACCGUAGUGAUGGUAAGGUAGAGAGAGAGAGAGUAUUAGGCGAACUUCCAGAAGAGGGUGUAUCGCAUAGUGACCUCCAUAACGGGAACGUUGUUCUUGGAGAGCCCCCUGAGGAUUUCGAGCAUACGAUUACGCCAAUUUUGAAGGUCAUUGACUUCGGUAAUGCUGGAGAGUGGGCCUGGAUCGAGUUCACGGGCACAACUACACAUAGCAAUCUCUGGGACGUAGGCAAGCUCAUGGUUAGUUUGAUUACUUUGGAUGAACGCCCUUAUAUCGUAAACGUGGGUUUGGGCGAGGUUACACUACCCGAGCGCGGGAUAAUAUUGACAACAGAUGCCGAAAAAAUCCUCCCGCUCGAGGAGCCCGGCGCGCCGUACCCUCUCCUCGACCCGCUGUUAGGGAGGCUCAUCUGCUGGUGUCUAGCGACUGAGCCUUCAGACCGUCCUAGCCUAUGGGACAUAGGUAACCAAGUAGGAUUUGCUGUAGGCAGUAAGCUGGCGGCGGCUUACCCUAAUCGACCAGAGGAAGAUAAUGACUAUAUAUCUCAGCUCUGGCGGAGAAUCGUCUUCGAAGCAGACACUUAGGCUUUAAGAAACGAGUUUAUUUUCAUCAUUGUAUUUUAUUUAUUAGACCCACGUCAUAUUAAAUAUUGCGUGAUUAGGGCGAUGGAAAGUUACAUCUGUUGGAAUAAUUUGACAUUAUAUAGUAUCCCCCAUAGGUUGGUAAUGGGUUAAGUAC
Molecule: messenger RNA, 1198 nt
Organism: Daldinia loculata
Lineage: Eukaryota; Fungi; Ascomycota; Sordariomycetes; Xylariales; Hypoxylaceae
Product: kinase-like domain-containing protein
Exons: 6
Coding region: 1-1044 (347 amino acids)
Biological process (GO): protein phosphorylation
Molecular function (GO): protein kinase activity; ATP binding
Source: RefSeq, a predicted model, not a curated record